AUGGCUUUGCGUCUAAAAGCUUCCCAGUUAAAGCGAAUAGCAAAUAACGUGUUACUCUCUCAGGCAUUUCAUCAAACACUUUCAUCGCCCUCCCUUUCUCACUCUCAAUGCCCCCCUCCUCCUCCUCUUCCUCCACCUCCCGCGCCAUUCGGCUUCUACUUGGAUGGCCCACAACAUCCGCCUCCGCCUCAAUUCCUCGAGUUGCUCAAAAAGGUCGCCACCUUUUCGUCGCAAGCAGAGGCAGCCACCCAUCUUGACCACUCAGGUUUCGAAGCAAGUAAGGAUUUGAUAUGCUGUGCAAUUUGGGCGUUGAGGGAACAAUGGAAGCCUGCACUUGUUGCCUUCAAUUGGGGCGGUAAAUUUCAUUGCUUUGAUGAGAAAGUUUGCAACUUGAUGAUAUGGGUUCUGGGAACUCAUUCAAAAUUCUCCCCUGCUUGGUGCAUCAUUCGAGAUAUGCAACGCUCUUCUCUCUCCACACGUCUUGCUAUGCUUAUUAUGAUUGACAGAUAUGCAGCUGCUAAUAACUCAGGCAAGGCCAUUCAAACAUUCAACUUUAUGGAGAAAUUCAGAUUGACUCCUGAUCAGGAAGCAUUCCAUUCUCUCUUGAAUGCUCUUUGCAGACAUGGGAAUGUUGAAGAGGCUGAAGAGUUUAUGCUUGUAAAUAAGAAACUCUUCCCACUUGAAACUGAGAGCUUUAACAUUAUUCUUAAUGGAUGGUGUAACAUAACAUGUGAUGUUUUUGAAGCAAAAAGAGUUUGGAGAGAAAUGUCAAACUACUGCAUUACUCCAGAUGGUGUUUCAUAUAGCCACAUGAUUUCCUGCUUUUCAAAAACUGGGAAUCUUUUUGACUCUCUUAGGCUCUAUGAUCAGAUGAAGAAGAGGGGGUGGAUUCCUGGGAUAAUGGUUUACAAUUCAUUGGUAUAUGUUUUAACUCGCGAAAAUUGCCUGAAGGAAGCUGUAAAGUUUGUAGAUAGGUUGAAAGAAGAAGGUUUGCAGCCAAACUCUGCCACCUUUAAUUCCAUGAUACAACCUCUUUGUGAAGCUGGAAAGUUAGCAGAGGCAAGAAUUAUAUUAAACGAAAUGGUGAAAGAGAAAGUCAGUCCAACCAUUGAGACCUACCAUGCAUUUUUUGAGGGAACGGAUUAUCAAGGAACAUUAGAAUUUCUGAGCAGGAUGAAAGGUUCUGGAUUGAGUCCAAAUGAGGAUUCCUUUCUUUUAAUUCUGGCAAAGUUCUUCAAGUUGAAGCAACCGGUAAAUGCGCUGAAAAUAUGGAUGGAAAUGGUGGUAUAUGGUGUGGUGCCAAAUUGUAUGCAUUACAGAACAAUGGUAGAGGGGCUUGUAAAGUGUAGGUGGUUCAUCAAGGCAAGGGAUUUCUAUGAGGAGAUGAUUUCAAAAGGAUGUUUGCAAGAUCCAAAGCUUAAUAAGCUUUUUGAGAAUGAAGCACUUGAUCUUGGUGAUAAGCCAAAGAAUACUAAAACUACAAGGGUUAAUAGUGAUAAAAGUGGGGGAAUUCUGAGAGCAAUAAGAUGAAAUGGAAAUAUCAUAAAAACCAGCCAAGAAAGAAGUACCAAGCUCUAAAUAUUUAUCUCCACAUUUUACCAUUGUAAAUACUGAAUACUACAGCUUUUAGUGUGACCCUUUAAUACCAUUUUUCCCCCUAUUUUUUUA
Messenger RNA from Arachis duranensis, 1668 nucleotides. RefSeq names its product pentatricopeptide repeat-containing protein At1g80880, mitochondrial. The coding region runs from base 1 to 1530 and encodes 509 amino acids. NCBI's taxonomy places the organism in Eukaryota, Viridiplantae, Streptophyta, Magnoliopsida, Fabales, Fabaceae. Gene Ontology annotation, molecular function: protein binding. The transcript is spliced from 2 exons. The record is from RefSeq and is a predicted model, not a curated record.